GAAGAGGAAGCCCGCAAGAAAGAUAGAGAACAGAAAAGACAGAAUGAAUGCGCCUCCAUAAUUCAACGGGCUUGGCGUCGACUAAUAUCAAAAAGACUUGAAUUUCAGAACAAGGCUGUCAAAUUAAUACAGAGAGCUUGGAGAAAGCAUCGAAGAACGAGGAGGAAUAAAUGCGCGUUCAUAAUUCAACGGGCUUGGCGUCGACUAAAGUUAAAAAGACUUGAACUUCAGAUUGAGGCCGUCAAAUUAAUACAGAGAGCUUGGAGAAAGCAUCGAAGAACGAGGAGGAAUGAAUGCGCGUCCAUAAUUCAACGGGCUUGGCGUCGACUAAAGUUAAGAAGACUUGAAUUUCAGAACAAGGCUGUCAAAUUAAUACAGAGAGCUUGGAGAAAGCAUCGAAGAACGAGGAGGAAUGAAUGUGCGUCCAUAAUUCAACGGGCUUGGCGUCGACUAAAAUUAAAAAGACUUGAAUUUCAGAACAAGGCUGUCAAAUUAAUACAGAAAGCUUGGAGAAAGCAUCGAAGAACGAGGAGGAAUGAAUGUGCGUCCAUAAUUCAACGGGCUUGGCGUCGACUAAAAUUAAAAAGACUUGAAUUUCAGAUUGAGGCCGUCAAAUUAAUUCAGAAAGCUUGGAGAAAGCAUCGAAGAACGAGGAGGAUCAAAGCAACCAAAUUAACACAGCAAGCUUGGAGAGACUACCAAACUGGACGAAGGCUCAAAGCAACCAAACUAAUACCGAAAGCUUGGAGAGAGUACAGAACUAGACGAAGGAUCCGUAGAAAAAGAAAAAGUCAGGAGAUGUCCGAUUAUCCUACCAAAAUGCGAAGAGUGGAAGAUUUGGACAACGUUGAUUUCCAGGACCUAUUUGAAGUUAAGAAACUUGGGGAAGGAGGCUUUGGCGAGGUAGCGCAAUUUUAUUGCCGAAAAACCCAUGGAUAUUACGCAGUAAAAACCUUUAAGGAGAAUGAAGCAAACAAAUCGAUGGUGUUGAAAGAAACAUUCAUCCUCCUCCACUUGGCCGGGAGUUCCAGGGUUACCCAGUUAUGCCGGGCGUUUACCAUCAAACUCACAAAAACAGCCUUAGCGCUUGAGUAUUUGCCCGGUGGGGACUUUGCUGGAGUUCUGCGAGCCCAGGGAGGAAAACUGAGUGAGGAACGCGCCAGGUUUUACGCCGUCGAUAUCGGCCUGGGAUUGAAAUAUUUGAAUUCGAAAAAAGUCAUCCACAGAGAUCUAAAACCGGAAAAUAUUCUGGUAACCUCAAAUGGCCACCUGAAGCUGUCAGACUUCGGUCUGAGCGAAUUUGUCGUCUUUGCAGUCACUGGAGUAUGUGGAACUUAUCCAUAUAUGGCGCCUGAGAUGAUCAUGGGAGAGUCUUAUACUUACUCUGUGGACUGGUGGUCCUUUGGCGUGACUUUAUUCCUGAUGCUGACCGGCAAGCUACCAUUUUAUGGUAAAGACAAGAGAGAACUUUUCGAAAACAUCGUAUACACAACGCCUGAUAUCCCCAAUUGGCUUGGGAGAGAGACCAGAGAUUGCCUUUUCAAGCUUCUCCAAAAAUGCCCGGAUGUGAGGCUUGGCGUUGACAAUUUUCAAUACCAUCCGUUCUUCAGCUGUCUUCAGUCUUCAGAACCUUUGGCACUUGCAUGUGGUUCAUCCGCGGUAAAUACGACAGCAGAGAAUGAGAUUGACCAAAUCUCUGGAUUUUCAUCCCUACUGUCAGACGAUGAAAGCAUCAUCAUUGCUGAUGAUAAUCCUUCAGAUUAAUUACAAGUUUUGGGUUUUCCAAAUCUAUGUUAAAGUAGAUGUG
Molecule: messenger RNA, 1807 nt
Organism: Pocillopora verrucosa
Lineage: Eukaryota; Metazoa; Cnidaria; Anthozoa; Scleractinia; Pocilloporidae
Source: RefSeq, a predicted model, not a curated record